AUGGCAUUCAAGGCUCACCAUGACCUUGUGGAAUUCUCUUUUGAUGAUAUACCCAUGGAGCAAGACUCAGGUUCUCAACAUGAUGACAUCUUUGCCGAUCUGUCGGCGCGUAUCCCUAGCCUACAGCCGCUGUCAUCGGGUGCCAGAGCUGCCACAAGCACGGAACAAAAGAUGUCGCUACUCGCAGGCUUUCAGCUUUAUCCAAAGGCAAUCUCAUGGUCAAUUGUCCUCUCUGCAACGAUCAUCAUGGAGGGCUACGACACAGCACUUCUCGUCAGUUUCUUUACAUUCCCGGGGUUCAAGGAGAAAUAUGGAGCCCCGGACCCAUCUCAUCCCGGAAAUUUUGAAAUUUCCCCCAAAUGGCAAUCGAGCCUGACCUCUGCAGCUGUGGUAGGCCAAAUCAUUGGGCUGUUUCUAAACGGCUUCCUCGCAGAUCGGUUCGGCUAUCGCCGGACGAUACUGACAGCAUUAGUCGCUUUGUGUUGCUUUAUCUUUUUGCCUUUCUUCGCUGUGAAUGUUCAGAUGUUCUUAGCCGGUCAGAUUCUAUGCGGGAUUCCUUGGGGAAUCUUUCAGACCUUAGCCACGACGUAUGCGGCAGAGAUUAUGCCAGUUGCACUUCGGGCAUACAUUCUGAGCAGCAUGAAUAUUUGUUGGUUGAUUGGACAGCUCUGUGCUGUUGGAGUUGCUCGCAGCCAAGCAGGCAAUGUAACGGAGUGGGCAUACCGCUUGCCACUUGCCUUGCAGUGGGCCUUGGCUGUUCCAAUUAUAAUUGGGGUUUAUUUCGCACCGGAGUCCCCAGGGUGGCUGAUUCGCAAUGAGCGACCCGAGGAAGCCAGGCGAGCAUUGCUACGCUUGACUAAAGCGGGAUUCAACGUUAACGAGGUAGUAGCGAUGAUGACGCAUACCAAUGAGACAGAGAAAUACCUGGGCAAUGGUCAAAUCACAUACUUGGACUGUUUUAAAGGGAUUAAUCUCCGACGGACGGAGAUUGCCUGCAUGAUCUGGAUUACACAGCAAGCUUCGUUCUCGAGUUCGGGGACUUACGCAGCAUAUUUCUACGAACAAGCUGGUCUCAGCGUUCAAAAUUCGUUCAGCCUUGCCAUCGGCAUGUACGGCAUAGCUAUAUUUGGCGCCAUUCUGUCGUGGUUCUGGAUGAGACAAGUCGGGCGCCGUAGGAUUUACCUCAUUGGCCUCAUAGUCUCGAUGACUAUUCUCGCGGUUGCAGGUGGUAUUGGGUUCCUACCUACAAGCAGUGGCCAAUCAUGGGCUCUUGGGGGCCUGAUCACCUUCCUCACCUUCGUCUACAAUCUCAGUAUUGGGCCUAUAUGUUAUGUCCUCGUUGCAGAGAUCCCGUGCACCCGGCUCCGAAUUAAGACUGUCAUCCUUGCCCGUAUCGUGUAUAAUGUGGCCUCUAUUGUGACCAAUGUUAUCACCCCACGAAUGUUGAAUCCUACAGGCUGGGAUUGGAAGGGCAAGUCAUGCUUCUUCUUUUUGGGAUUUAGCGCCAUUUGUUUUGUUUGGUGCUACCUGCGACUUCCCGAGACAUUCGGGUUAAGUUACUUGGAGAUUGAUAUCCUGUUUGAAAAGAGGGCUAAAACCAGCAAGUUCCGAGAACUUCAACGGCACCUAGCGAAUAGAGGGUAUUUCAGCGUGCCGGAUGAGACUCAAAAGCAGCCCGCCAUGUGGUAA
Molecule: messenger RNA, 1689 nt
Organism: Penicillium griseofulvum
Lineage: Eukaryota; Fungi; Ascomycota; Eurotiomycetes; Eurotiales; Aspergillaceae
Product: putative MFS sugar transporter
Exons: 2
Coding region: 1-1689 (562 amino acids)
Biological process (GO): transmembrane transport; carbohydrate transport
Cellular component (GO): membrane
Molecular function (GO): carbohydrate:proton symporter activity
Source: RefSeq, a predicted model, not a curated record